This is a messenger RNA of Aspergillus tubingensis, 2205 nucleotides long. Its product is annotated as mitochondrial mRNA processing protein PET127. Bases 1 to 2205 code for a protein of 734 amino acids. Gene Ontology annotation, cellular component: mitochondrial envelope; mitochondrion. The transcript has 5 exons. Gene Ontology annotation, biological process: mitochondrial RNA 5'-end processing. NCBI's taxonomy places the organism in Eukaryota, Fungi, Ascomycota, Eurotiomycetes, Eurotiales, Aspergillaceae. The record is from RefSeq and is a predicted model, not a curated record.
AUGUAUCGGGCCACCCUGCGGUCUGUCUCAGACCCUUUGCGCGAGCAUGUUUGUCUCUCAUGCUUAGCUCGCGGCCUCGAAGCCCAGCCCUGGGCUCGCCGCUUCCACACCGCGCCCAGGUUGCGCUCCCAGGCCACCGAGACUUCUUCCACUGUCGCCAUUGAAGAGCAGCUGAAGGCACUAGAGAAGAACCUCCCGGAUAGAAGGACACCCACCCAUGUCAAAAAGUCCCUUCGGACGCAAAACUCCAAGUCACCCCAAAAUGCGGAUAAGAAAGCGGUCCGAAAGGCCGCCAAGCAAGAAGCGAUGAAAAUGCGCAAGACGGACCCUGCAAACGAGACUCCGAAGGAGGAGAACAAGCAACCGGAGCCGAAGGACAAGAAGGACCAAAAAGCUCGCGCGCAGCAGAAGACUGCUCCUGACUCCUCAACAUCUCCCAAACCGCAGGUAUUGGCCAACAAACAGUCUACCAAAUUACAGCUUCCUGUUCCGAUCACCGGAAAGGACACCGGAAAGAUCAAUGCAGACCGAGACUCUGUGAAAGCCCUGGAUGUCGAGACCCCCGAAGUCCCGCAACUGGCCUAUGGCCUGGACAGAGUGCUGUUCAACCCGGGAGUCUACCAUCUUCGGGAUCCCCGAUCGCGCGUCUACAAUUUCGAUCCAUACCUUGGCUCCAUUAUGCCUGUCACCGAAUUCGACUUCGAAGCGUUGAAGGAAUACAUCACCUCCUCCAAGGACGAGCAGCUACGGGGCCUGGCGCAGAAGGAGAAGAAGAAGUACAUUGGCUCCUCUUCCAGUAUGACAUCCGUGUUGUCGCACUUCCACUACCUUCUGUCCUACUGGAGAGAGGUCAACAUCCAACAAGUAUCCCGGGGCUUUCAGGAAAGGCUGCGGACCUUCACGCGGCUCUUGCGAGCUCCCUCGGCCAUGUUCCUGCGCUACCAGAACGGCGUCUAUGCCAUCGAUGCCGAUAAGGAGCAUGACACGGCCAACAUUCUCAUGAACCUGGGUAAAUCGAUGGAGAAGCUCUUGACUAUGCCAAAGGAGGAAUUCGAGCGCUAUCGACGAUCCAGCUCCAACAAGAUCUCCGCCGAAGAGGAGCAGGCAGUGCCCGAAGCCUACCACUACUCGACAUACGGCGAUUUCCUGAUGCGUUCACAGUUGGAUGCCUACGACCCGCGGCUCCCCGGCACCGGCAUGUUCGAUCUGAAGACCCGGGCGGUGGCAUCCAUCCGCAUGGACGCCAAGAACUUCGAGCACGGCCUGGGCUACGAGAUCCGGAAAGCCCACGGCACAUACGAGUCAUAUGAGCGCGAGUACUACGACAUGAUCCGGGCCGCGCUCCUCAAGUACUCCCUCCAGGUGCGCAUCGGCCGCAUGGACGGCAUCUUCGUAGCCUUCCACAACAUCGAGCGCAUCUUCGGAUUCCAGUACCUCAGCUUGCCCGAACUAGACAUGGCAUUGCACGGCCAAUACGACACCACUCUGGGAGACCGGGAGUUCCUCCUGAGUCUGCAGCUCUGGAACAAGGUUCUUAACAAGGUCACGGCCCGAUUCCCCAAACAGUCUCUCCGCUUCCACUUCGAGACCCGUGACUCCACGGCCGGACCACCGUACAUGUACAUCUUCGCCGAGCCCGUCACCGACGAGGAAAUCCACGCAAUUCAGACAAAGAACCAAGCCGAAAUCGACGCCUAUCAGCGCCGCGUACUCGACCUCCCCGGUCGCGCCGACGAAGACGACGACACAACAACAACCACCAACGAUACUGAAGACAUCCCCGCCGACUUCGAGUCCUCCAUCUCCGCAGACGACCUGGCCGAAGACUCCGCCACGACCAAGUCCGAGACCUCCCAAGACGAAGCCGAGACGACCCCAAGCAAAGAAAUCAUGGGCUUUGCCCUCACCGUCCGCAACAUCGUGGAUGGCGAAUACGUGGACCGCCCGAUCCAGUUCCAAUCCCCUAACAAGUGGUCCGUGGACUACGAAUUGAACCACCUCGACAGUAACAAGUGCUGGAAACUCUACAACGCGUGCCAGGAACGUCGCCGGAAGGCUCUCUCCGGCCGCGGCGAGGACGAAACUGACGUUGCGGCCAAUACGUAUAUUCGCCGUCUCCGCGAAUACGCCAAGAAAGGUCGCAAGUACCGCAAGGAGCAGAAUAAACUGGAUGAGCAGGAGAAGCUGGUCGUUUUACGCGAUUAA